This is a messenger RNA of Cutaneotrichosporon cavernicola, 852 nucleotides long. RefSeq lists its product as uncharacterized. NCBI's taxonomy places the organism in Eukaryota, Fungi, Basidiomycota, Tremellomycetes, Trichosporonales, Trichosporonaceae. The transcript has 2 exons. Bases 1 to 852 code for a protein of 283 amino acids. The record is from RefSeq and is a predicted model, not a curated record.
AUGACCACGCACGACUCGUACUUGUUGCAUGCAACGCCGGCCUCUUCAACGUCCGCCCCAGGGAUAUCGCCGCCUCGCACGCCGUAUGUGCCCGUGUUGGAUCCCACGUUCCCCCGCGCAACCUAUGGGCAUCUUGACUCGUACGCGGACCCCGAUGUGAACCCCAGCGCACGAAUCCUGUGGGCAGCUCGCGACGCCUCCAGGGUGUGGCCGCGUGUCGCAUCCGGCAAUACAUGGGCCACGCUCGACGAGACGACGGUGCUGCUCACAGUGUUUGACAAGGCGCACGCAUUGAACCAGGCGCAGUGGAGCCUCCGUCCGAGACGAUCACCACAUGAAUGGCGCGUCGAGACAAACGGGUACAUCGAUUUGGCCCUGGUGUACGCGCGGCGUGCCCUGCAUGCCGCAGAUGCGCUCGAUCGCUCUCCCACACGCGCUCGCGCUCGGCGGUUUUGCCGCGAUGCGCUAGACGCCUGCGCAGAGCUUCUCGUCGACGGUCGCCCGCUUCAACCUGACCUGCUCCGCGAAUACAUAGCUGACCACAACUUUAAGCCCUCCAUAGACGACCGCAUAGGGGUUCUUCUCGGGGAGUACGACCCGCUGAUACGACACGCAGCCGUGCUGGCGCGACCACCGGUGUCAUCGGCCGCGCCCUUCACGCACGACCCCGUGCGUGGCGAGUACGUGCUGGAUGAGGUGCCCGAGCUUGGGUCCGACGACUCGGACACUAGCGCUGAACGGGUCGCGGUCCCUCAAAUGGGAGACAUGCGGGACGACAACGUGGACAUUGUCUCUGAGGGCAGACCAAGCAUUGACGCUGACCGCCACCCACCGGUCACUCGCAAAACAUAA